Messenger RNA from Theobroma cacao (cacao), 957 nucleotides. The record is from RefSeq and is a predicted model, not a curated record. Lineage: Eukaryota; Viridiplantae; Streptophyta; Magnoliopsida; Malvales; Malvaceae.
UAUUAAAAACAUGAUCACUUGUCAUGCAUGACGCAGGCCUAUUGUAUAUUGCAUGGAGCAAUCAUAUCCGUAACAUGGUAGUUACUGGAUUAAGUAAUUUAUCUGAUCCAACUAUGUGACAGAUUGUAUGACUUUUACAAUAAGAAAUGCAAAAUUAUCAGCUGAAAGAGUCUAAACUGAUAUCAGAAACAUUUAGAAAAGAGUAAGAGUUGCUUUCAUUGACAUUGUUUUGGAACUUCAAACUUAUUGCCCAAGCUAGAACUGCCCUUUGAUCUGUAUGAAUUGACUUAGGCCUUGCAACUGGCCCCGCAUCCCAUAUCGCAAUGGUAGAAGGGAAGCUAUAUGGAUUUUGGGCUAGUCCAUUUAGUCACGGAGUGAUCUGGGCACUAAAACUGAAAGAGAUAAACUACGAAUAUGUAGAAGAAGACCUUCCCAACAAGAGUGAAUUGCUGUUAAAGUACAAUCCUGUUUACAAGAAGAAACCUGUCCUCGUUCAUGAUGGCAAACCAAUCGCCAAGUCACUGGUCAUCCUUGAAUACAUUGAAGAAACAUGGCCCCAGAAUCCCCUGCUGCCACAAGAUGUCUAUGAGAGGGCCAUAGCUCGGUUUUGGAUCAAAUUUGGAGAAGAAAUGGUUACCCUCAUACUUCACUGAAAUUCAACUUUUUCAUCUUGAUUCUUAAUUUUCGUUUAGAAUCUAUUCUAGUUUAUUGUUUUUGGUUUACCUCAUGCCACAGAAUAACUAAAUAUUUUGAUGAUCCAGGGUCCUACCGUAGUUUCUCUAUUCCAAACUACUGGAGAGGAGCGAGAGAAAGCAAGAAAGCAACUAGUUCAAAAGCUGAAAAUCUUAGAAGAGCAUGCCCUUGGGGAUAAGAAAUUUUCUGGUGGCGAGGCUAUAAACUUAGUUGACAUUGAAUUUGGAGUGCUUGCUCACUGGGUGGAGGGGAUGGAAGAAGUGA